Epinephelus lanceolatus (giant grouper) is the source of this 2440-nucleotide messenger RNA. Lineage: Eukaryota; Metazoa; Chordata; Actinopteri; Perciformes; Serranidae. The record is from RefSeq and is a predicted model, not a curated record.
GCCAUUUUCGGAGCGGAAGGAGGAAGAGCAGAGAGAAAACAUUCAACUCCUCAAGUCUAAAUCCUCCUGAAAUCUCGAACCUGUGUGAUGGAGGUCCCCGGGCCGGACAGCGACUGGAGGAGUCCUCAGUUCCGACAGAAAGUCGUCGCUCAGAUUGAGGACGCGAUGAGGAAGGCGGGAACUGCACACACCAAGUCCAGUAAUGACAUGGAGAACCAUGUUUACGUUAAAGCCAAAUCCAGAGAGGAGUAUUUAUCUCUGGUGGCGAGGCUGAUCAUUCACUUCAGAGACAUCCAUAAGAAGACUCUGGGAGGACCAGAUCCCAUGAAUGCCCUGACUAACCUGACAGGGGUUGGAGGGGGCCCGGGCGCCAUUGGCAUGGGGCCUCGCCCCACCGGUGCUCCAGUGGGUGGCAUGGGGGCCAUGGGGCAGAUGCAGAUAGGCCAGCAUGCCAUGGCAGGGGUGGCUGGAAACCCACAAGCCAUAGGGGGUCCAGGCCAGAUGCCGAUGCAGCAGAUGGUGCAGGCGCAGCAGCAGCAGUCCAUGCAGUUCCAGCAGUUUCAGCAGGCCCAGCAGCAGCAGCAGCAGCAGCAGCAGCAGCAGAACGCCAUGCAGCAGCAGCAGCAGACACAGUCCUGUGUGUGCUGCAGUGUUCUCCUGCCUGCUCUCUGCUCACCUGUCCUGUCGUCUCUGUCGUGUCUCUGUCCUCUGAAGUUGGUUCGCCCUGGGAUGCAGAUUCCUCCCCGGCUGCCUCGGCCUCCCCUCAAUCCCUCCAUCCCUCCUCCAAACGCUGCUGCUGCCGCCGCCGCCGCCGCUGCUGCCGCCGCCGCUGCAGCUGCUGCGGUGGGAGGACAGCCAAUGACACAGCAGGUACAGCAGCAUUCCAUGAUGUCAUCACCUUCACCUGUACAGGUGCAGACGCCACAGUCCAUGCCUCCGCCCCCCCAGCCGUCACCUCAGCCCCCCACCUCACAGCCCAACUCAGCCAGCUCCGGUCCCACUCCGUCUCCGGGGGGUUUCCAGCCCAGCCCCUCCCCUCAGCCCUCACAGAGCCCCGCCAACGCCCGGACCCCCCAGAACUAUGGAGUCCCCUCUCCUGGACCGCUCAAUACUCCAGGUAACCCCAGCUCAGUGAUGAGUCCGGCUGGAGCCACAUCUCUGGAGGACCAGCAGUACAUGGAGAAACUCAAACAGCUGUCCAAAUACAUCGAACCUCUGCGCAGGAUGAUCAACAAGAUCGACAAGAACGAAGACAGAAAGAAGGACCUGAGCAAGAUGAAGAGUCUGUUGAACAUCCUGACUGAUCCAAACACCAGGUGUCCCCUGAAGACGCUGCAGAAGUGUGAAAUCGCUUUAGAGAAGCUGAAGAACGACAUGGCCGUGCCGACCCCCCCGCCCCCCCCAGUGGCCACCAAGCAGCAGUACCUGUGUCAGCCGCUGCUGGACGCCGUCAUGGCCAACAUCCGCUCUCCAGUCUUCAACCAUUCUCUGUACCGAACCUUCGCCCCCGCCAUGACCGCCAUCCACGGACCCCCCAUCACGGGUCCCAACAUCUCCGGGAGGAAGAGGAAGCACGAGGAGGACGAGCGGCAGACCAUCCCCAACAUCCUGCAGGGAGAGGUGGCUCGCCUCGACGUCAAGUUCCUCGUCAACCUGGAUCCUUCGUUCUGCAGCAACAAUGGCACCGUGCACCUCGUCUGCAAACUGGAUGAUAAGAACCUCCCCAGUGUUCCUCCGCUGCAGCUCAGCGUUCCUGCUGAUUAUCCUGACCAGAGUCCGUACUGGGCCGACGACGGGGAUCAGUACGGUGCAAACAGCUUCCUGCAGACGGUGCACAGAAACAUGACGUCCAAACUGCUGCAGCUUCCUGACAAACACUCAGUGACGGAGCUGCUCAACACCUGGGCUCAGAGCGUCCGCCAGGCCUGUCUGUCUGCCGCCUGAAGCCCCGCCCACCACCUGACUGCACCCGCUGCACACACAGUAACACACACAGAUACUACAGUCUGAUCUGACACUUUAACCUGUUUCCUGUUGGACUUCUGUCAUUCAUACAGAGCAGCUGCUGUGCCCCACACUCAUCUUAGUCCCUGAACGCCCCUUCAGGUGGGCUGAUAUCAUGUGAUCUGAUGCGUUCAGGCAGACUGACAGAGCAGAUUUUAGCAGAAGCAGCUUGUACAUAAUAUGAACUGUGUGUUAGAAGAACCCAAACAUCUGAACUGUCAUUUAUCCUGACCGAUAUUCUGGUCCCUGAACGCAUCACACUCUGCUUCUGUUUGUUGUUUAGUUUCAUGAGUUUCUGUUUGACAUGUGAGUUCAGUUUGGGACCACAGAAGAAGAACUCUAACUCAGCUUUUCAAACUGAAAAUAUAAAUGUUUUGUUUUUUUGCUAUCAUAAAUAAAAACUGUUCAUUUAAACUUUCUGUUAAAUCCAGAAAAA